GUUGGGAAACUAGCUCAGGGCAGGAUGACCUAGAUGUGCUAGGCCUAUGCUUAGAACAGCCUUCACCCCCUCCGCUUGUGUAACCUGCUAAGUCAAUCGCUGCCCUCCACCGAGGAGUGGCAGCCCACAAAAAGCUUUUGUACGUCUCUCAUAUUUGCUCUCUGCCUCGAACUGCAACAUGGGAGAAACUGUUGAGCACCCGGACAGCCACGAUUGUUGAGUCACAGGUUGUCCAGGUCUCCGACAGCUUUAAAGCUGAAGCCUCGAAGGGUUCCCAGGCACCGAUAUUGAAGACAGCUCGCCUCUUUGGUGAUGGGAGAAAGGGUCACCUUGAAUUGCUGACUUGGUCACCUUGCUUCUAGGAGUGCUUCCUCCUUCCUGGAACUGCCACUCACAGUGCAGAUAAUCGCAUUCUGCGAUUGACAGGAAGAAAAUGGCGGGUGUCCUAACGAAGCCGAAUGCCUUUGUUUCAAUGCGUGAGGGAUUGAGAGAGACCCCCACAUAAGGACAAGAGUAGGGGAAGCUCCCUGCUACACACCUCUACAAAGAAUCGGAUAGUGUCUCUAUUUUGGUAAGAGCUGACCAAUAAAUCAGGACAAUGUACACAUUUUUGCCGGAGAACUUCACUCCGGUGAAGCAAAAACCAGUCAAAGAGUUGAAGCCCAUGAUUUUGGCUGUCGUGUUUGGCCUCAUGUUGUUCAUUGCCGCAGUGGUGGCGUGGUGCUACUACGUAGCUUCCCUUCGCAAGGCGGAGCGGCUGAAGACGGAACAGAUGGACCUACGGCAAGACGGGUUCACCAUCAAGAACCAGGAUGGAGAGACGGUUUUCGAGGUGGCCUUCCAGUCGGGUGUCCUGGACUUGGAGUCCUGUGCUAGGGAAGGUGCAAAUUUAACCUGCACCAGGACAGACAAAGGGAGAGUCAAUUUUUUCAUAAAGAUUGUCACUCCCAAGGACACUGUAAUGUGCUACCGUGUCCGCUGGGAGGAGUUUGUAGCAGACACAGUGGUGGAGCACAAAAUGUUCUGGGGGGACGCCCACUGGUAUGGGGGCUGUGAAAUGAGCGUACAGCACUGGCCAAUCAAACUCCCAGGAUACCAGGAACCCAUGCCGUUUGUGACUAGUGACGUGUAUGCUUUCCGGAACAGCUUUGGGGGCAUCCUGGAGAGGUACUGGCUCUCCUCCAAAGCAGCCGCCAUCAAGAUUAAUGACUCUGUGCCCUUUCACCUUGGGUUCAAUGCCACCGAAAGGUCACUUGUCUUCCAAGCUAGGUAUAAAGAUUCUCCCUAUAAGCCUCCUUUGGGUCAGCAACCUUUCCCGGAGUUGAGUUACCGUGUCUGCAUAGGUUCCGAUAUCACCUCCAUCCACAAAUAUAUGGUGCGGAAAUAUUUCUACAAACCUUCUAAGAUACCCUCAACAAAUGCCUUCAGAUACCCAAUCUGGUCAACGUGGGCAUUGUACAAGAAUGACGUUGAUCAGGAUAAACUGCUGCGCUUUGCAGAAAAGAUUAAAAGGUACGAGUUCAACUGCAGCCAUAUAGAAAUAGACGACACUUACACCCACGCAUAUGGCGACUUUGACUUUGACCCGGUAAAAUUCCCAAAUGUGACGGAAACGUUCAAGAAGCUCAGAGAAGAUGGGUUCCAGAUCACACUCUGGACCCACCCAUUUGUGAACUACAAUUCGUCAAACUUUGGGGUGGGGAUAGAGAGGCAGCUUUUCAUUAAGGAGCCAACAGGAAGGCUUCCUGCGAUGGUGGAGUGGUGGAAUGGCAUUGGUGCCAUAUUGGAUUUCACUAACCCAGCGGCCAAGGAUUGGUUUCAGAGCCACCUGAAUCAUCUCCGCAAGACAUAUGGCAUAUCGUCCUUCAAGUUUGAUGCAGGGGAGACGAGCUACCUUCCCAAACAGUUCAGCACCUUCCGUCCUUUGUCAGAUCCCAGUAUUUGGUCUCGGCGCUACACGGAAAUGGCCAUCCCUUUUUACGAGCUGGCUGAGGUCAGAGUUGGCUACCAGUCCCAAAACAUCUCUUGCUUCUUCCGGAUCAUUGACCGGGAUUCCGUGUGGGGUUAUGAACUUGGGCUAAAGUCCUUGAUUCCUACCGUCUUGACUAUUAGCAUGCUGGGAUAUCCUUUCAUAUCGGCAGACAUGAUAGGUGGAAACUUCUUUCCCAACAAAACGGAUGGUGCAGUGGAAAUCCCAGACCGUGAACUCUACGUUCGCUGGCUGGGAUUGUCGGCCUUCAUGCCAUCCAUGCAGUUCUCCAUCCCACCUUGGCAGUAUGACGAAGAGGUCAUAAAAAUUGCCCAGAGGUUCACGAGGCUACAUCUGGAUUUGGUUGCUCCGCUCUUGUUGGAGUUGGCCGGGGAGAUCACCGACACUGGGGACCCCAUCAUACGCCCCAUCUGGUGGAUUUCUCCCGACGACGACUCUACGCACAAAAUAGAUUCCCAGUUUCUCAUUGGGGACACCUUGAUGGUGGCUCCCGUCUUAGAGAUGGGCAAACAAGAGCGAGACAUCUAUAUCCCAGCUGGCAAAUGGCGCAGUUACAAAGGAGAGCUGUUUGAAAAAACACCCACCCUGGUGACGGACUAUCCCGUCGAUUUGGACGAAGUGGCAUAUUUUACGUGGGUGUCCUAAUCGAAUUCUGCAGCCACCGAUAUUUACGCUUUGUGAAAGUAACCAUGCCUUAUUCUAGGAUCCUAACAAUUAAAAAAAUCUAAUUGGUGAAGUGGAUGGAAUACAGAUGGGGGCGGAAGUGAUUACACAUUAGUCCUUUAAAUAUGUGCUGAAGAUCUCACUCUGUGAUCUAAAAAUGUUUGUAGACAGCUAACAAGGUCACAGGGUUUGCACAUUGAAGUAAAAGCCCCACUUGAAAAUCUAAGAGCUACAGAGCUCCUCUCUCGGUUGCUCACCCGCUAAUGUAUUUCUUCCGUUCUUUGAGGUGUGGCUUUCGGGUCCUUGUAAGCUAUCUUUGAUGAUUACAAAUCCACCCACUAAAGCCCUCGUGCCACUAAUGAAUCCUGAGUUACCGGCUGCUCGCUAGAAGAUUCAGGCUGGGUCUUUCUAUAUUCUUCAGGGAGGCGUUCCCCGCAUUCUUUUCACAACACGAGCCAAGGAAAACUUUGCAAGAUAAGCAGGAACACUCUUCUAGAGACGGGGUGUGUGUGUUUUUUAAAGAUGGGGAGAAGCGUCCAGGGUUGCUACAGCACAAUAGGCCUUAAGUUUUACAAUGCAGUAAGCUAUUAUUUGAAAUAACCUCUUUGUCCUAAAGAGGAUAAUUCCAGUUACAUAUAUUAUAUAGACACCUCCUUGUCUGAUGUUAGAUGAAGCUGAUAAAUGAUCAAUAAACCAUGCUGCACUCGUUUGGCUACUGGGUUGGGCAGGUAAUUCAGUUCAGUGGCUUUUGAACAGGGUGGGAAUGCUUUCUCUUGCUGCUAGCUACCUUCUUGCCCAGGUAAUUUUUGCCUCCAACGGACAUGUUUUAAACAUGAAUAUAAGAGGUUAAAGCUGCUCCUUUCUUACAUUCAUCUCCUGCUGCUGUUUCUUCUCCGGGAUUAUUUUCAAAGACGGCUUCACACCUCUGCUGCCAUCGGAGGAUUGCUUUUCAACUCAUCAACAGUUCCCAGGCUGAGCCUUGGAGUCGUCCAGGCAGGCGACGGGUUCUCGUCCGUGAUCCACUUGGCCUCCGUGUUCAAGGAGGCAGCUGAAACAGGAAAGAGCGGUUCCAAAGCAUUGCUGUUGAUUUACUAAUAGCACAUGAAAUAAAAGCAGUUCUUCCUUGCCCUCAA
Molecule: messenger RNA, 3786 nt
Organism: Elgaria multicarinata webbii
Lineage: Eukaryota; Metazoa; Chordata; Lepidosauria; Squamata; Anguidae
Product: myogenesis-regulating glycosidase-like
Exons: 2
Coding region: 599-2635 (678 amino acids)
Biological process (GO): carbohydrate metabolic process; skeletal muscle fiber development
Molecular function (GO): hydrolase activity, hydrolyzing O-glycosyl compounds
Source: RefSeq, a predicted model, not a curated record